Anastrepha obliqua is the source of this 2111-nucleotide messenger RNA. It is a transcript of the gene CaBP1, whose product is annotated as protein disulfide-isomerase A6 homolog. Bases 277 to 1584 code for a protein of 435 amino acids. Gene Ontology annotation, cellular component: endoplasmic reticulum lumen. Gene Ontology annotation, molecular function: protein disulfide isomerase activity; protein-disulfide reductase activity. Lineage: Eukaryota; Metazoa; Arthropoda; Insecta; Diptera; Tephritidae. Gene Ontology annotation, biological process: response to endoplasmic reticulum stress. The record is from RefSeq and is a predicted model, not a curated record. The transcript has 3 exons.
UAAGAAAAUCCGUGUCAUUAUUGACUGGGAGAAGAAAGAAUCAAGUAAAAAUAAUCUUAGGCGUGCGGCAAUUAUUAAGUAAAAUUUGGAAAUAUCGGGUAUUUGCACAAGAAAAAUUACUUGUUAGUUCUCAAGCACAAAGUCUUCCUUGAUAAACACAUAAUAGAUAUUUAAUUUAGUAUAAAUAUAGUUUCCUUUGUUCGGAUUCCGCUUGAGCGGUCUAGAAAAGUCUGUACAAAUUACAUACAUAUAUCGACAAAAAUAAAAUCAACUAAAAUGAAAUUAAUGCUUUCUGCGGUUUUACUAAUCGCUUUGGCCACAGUGCCGCUGCCGGCUUCCGCUUUAUAUUCGCCAAGCGAUGACGUGGUGGAAUUAACGCCCUCCAACUUCGAUCGCCUCGUAACCGGCGACGAUGCUAUUUGGGUUGUUGAAUUCUUUGCACCGUGGUGCGGUCACUGCAAAUCGCUAGUGCCAGAAUACAAGAAAUUGGCUAAAGCUCUAAAGGGCGUUGUUAAAGUUGGUUCAGUCAACGCUGAUGAGCAUCGCACACUUGGCGGUCAAUAUGAUGUUAAGGGUUUCCCAACUAUCAAAAUUUUCGGUGCUAACAAGCGAUCGCCUAUUAGUUAUAGCGGCCAACGCACCGCUAAAGCUAUUGCGGAGGCGGCACUUGCCGAGGCCAAAAAGAAGGUGCAAGAUGUGCUCGGCGGAGGCGGCGGCAGUAGUAGCAGUGGUAGCGGCGCUGAUGCCGUCAUUGAGUUGACUGAUGACAACUUCGACAAACUGGUUUUGGAUUCAGAUGAUGUUUGGUUGGUUGAAUUCUUUGCGCCAUGGUGUGGUCAUUGCAAGAAUUUGGCACCCGAAUGGGCUAAGGCUGCCAAGGAGCUGAAGGGUAAAGUGAAGUUGGGCGCAUUGGAUGCUACCGUGCAUCAGAGCAAGGCUUCAGAAUAUGGUAUUCGCGGUUAUCCCACCAUAAAAUUCUUCCCUGCGGGCAAGAAGAGCAGCAGUGACGCCACAGAGUAUGAUGGUGGUCGCACAGCAUCUGAUAUCGUCAGCUGGGCACUCGAUAAGCACGUCGACAGUGUACCCGCUCCCAAAUUAUCGGAAAUUGUUGAUGAAAAAUCCUUCGAUGAAGCCUGUGAGGGUAAACCACUUUGCGUGGUCUCGGUGCUGCCACAUAUUCUCGACUGUGAUGCUAAGUGCCGCAACAAAUUCCUUGAUACACUCCGUGAAUUGGGCGAAAAGUACAAACAGAAAUUAUGGGGUUGGGCCUGGGCUGAGGGUGGUGCACAAAGCAAACUUGAAGAAUCUUUAGAAAUUGGCGGUUUCGGCUACCCAGCUAUGGCUGUAGUGAAUUUCAAGAAAAUGAAGUUCUCAGUGCUGAAAGGCUCGUUCUCCAAGGAUGGCAUCAAUGAGUUCUUGCGCGAUAUAUCCUAUGGACGUGGACACACUGCACCGGUGCGUGGCGCCAGGAAACCAGCAAUCGAAACUGUGCAGCCAUGGGACGGCAAGGAUGGUCAAUUGCCAGCAGAAGAGGAUAUUGACUUGUCGGAUGUAGAUUUGGAUAACGAGAAGGAUGAGCUUUAAAUCCAUAUAUAAAUGUGGAUAUGCCAAAAUACUUAGAUUUAUCGAUCAAUGAAAAGAAAAUCGGUAUGUGAACGUAACGGAUUGAAUAGAGCGGAACAAACAUGAAACCACCAAAGUCAACAAACUUCAGUUCAAGUUCAAACCUUUUUCUACACUAUCUACUUAUUAUUUGAGUGCGACAGUAUUUUAAAUUGUCGCGCCCAAAGGGAUUCUUAAAAAUAUGCCAUUGCAUUUACCUAUCUACCUACAUACAUACAAGUGUAGAUAUACCUAUGUACAUGUGUAACAAGUGGCUAUAGUACUCACGUGUUGCAACUUAGUAAAUAAUCAGGUUCCACACAAUUUUAAAUUUAGUUCUGUACUAUUUUUAAAUAACCUAAAAGUAGUUUUACGUUAUAUUUAUAUACAUACAUAUAUAUAAAUGCUAAACCGAAUUAAUUGUGAAUUAAUAUUUUUUCUAUUUCAAAUUUGUGUGCUCAAUGUAUGCCCUUGUAAAUGAAUUAAAAGUACCAUCUAAACCUAUUGAA